Molecule: messenger RNA, 825 nt
Organism: Brassica oleracea var. oleracea
Lineage: Eukaryota; Viridiplantae; Streptophyta; Magnoliopsida; Brassicales; Brassicaceae
Product: flowering-promoting factor 1-like protein 2
Exons: 1
Coding region: 77-406 (109 amino acids)
Biological process (GO): regulation of flower development; vegetative to reproductive phase transition of meristem
Source: RefSeq, a predicted model, not a curated record
CUCAUAAACUUGCACCAAAGCAAUAUCUACCUUACUACCAUAUCUAACAAGAAUUAUAAACUCAUUUUGUGAGACCAUGUCAGGUGUUUGGAUAUUCAACAACGGAGUUAUACGUCUAGUGGAGAAUUCAAACCAGUCCGGUGGAGUGACGCAUGGCCGUAGGAAUGUUUUGGUUUAUUUGCCGACAGGUGAAGUAGUCUCUUCUUACUCAUCACUCGAACAGAUCCUAAUGAGCCUUGGGUGGGAGAGAUACUUCAAUGGCGACCCAAAUCUCAUCCAGUACCACAAACGCUCCUCCAUCGACCUCAUCUCCUUACCCAGAGACUUCUCCAAGUUCAACUCCGUUUACAUGUACGACAUCGUCAUCAAAAACCCUAAUAUAUUCCACGUCCGUGAUUUCCACUGAAUAAUUAUACGGAUUAAUUUUCAACAAAAAAUGUCUAGUUUGUGUUUGUUUUGUUCUAACCAAUAAGUUCCAGACAGAACUAUCCGAGUUACGUACUGGUCAGAGAGAAUAUGUGUGCAGCUGUCUGAACUCGAGAAACAAAAUCGAUGGUUAUUGUAUUAUCAUCAGUACUUUGUUUUUGUUUUCAGUUUGAGUCAUCGCUUAGUUUGUUUUUAUUUGUUAAUAUGUCUUUUAUUGUUGGGAUUGGUUUUGAUUUAUUUCGGCACGUUUGUUGCACAUGCAUGCUUCUAUCUUCUUCAUCACGUUUAAUACUAGUGUGCCAAAAAGGUGGCACAUUAUUUGUACUACUGGCACAUUAUUUGUAGCGGUCGUUUACUUGGCUUUUUGGGGUUUAAGCUAUAUCUAUGCUACACAUUAUU